AUGUCCACGGCAAACGUGACCACGACCAUGGUCGCCGCUACGACCACGAUCGGGCACGAGCCAAGCGAGCCCACCGCCCACCACCAGCGUCACUCGCAAGCCGUUUUGUUCGUUGGCUUUGCCCUGCUCCUCGGAGCCAUGUGCCGCUAUACGAUGAAUCGGCUCAAACUCCCAGUGCCAUACACGAUUUUCUUGCCCCCCCUGAUCUUUGAAAGCGCCUUCGCUAUGCGUUGGCAUGUUUUGCGCAACUUACUCGUGCAAAUGUUGAUCCUGGCCGGUCUUGGUGUGAUCAUCAGCAGCGUCCUCACCGCUACAGCCGUGCAUGGCAUCCUACCUUCCUUCUCAUGGGCCAACGCCUUUCUCCUGGGCUCCAUCGUCAGCGCGACUGACCCAGUUGCCGUUGUGGCCCUGCUCAAGUCCCUCGGCGCUUCCCAUAAACUCAGCACGCUCAUCGAGGGCGAGUCGCUUCUCAACGACGGAACCGCUUUGGUGCUCUUCACCGUGUUCUAUGAUAUGAGCCGUGGCGAAGAGGUCGAUGCCGGCGUGUUUGUACGCAUGCUCUUCCAGCUUGCUGCUGGUGGUGUUGCUCUCGGCAUUGCCUGGUCCAUGGUCACCAUCUUCUUGGUCCGUCAAAUCUUCAACGACAAGCUGGCCGAAACCACCCUGAUUGCCAGCUCGAGUUUUCUCGUCUUCUAUGUCGCGGAGCAUUUAUGUCACGUAUCCGGAGUUCUGGCAGUGGUGACAAUGGCCAUUGCUUUUGUCUGGAUUGGCCGGGCUCAGGUCACUCCCGAGGUGCUGUCAAGCCUCGAAUCCUUUUGGCACAUCCUGGCCUACAUUGCCGAAACACUCGUCUUCGUUUUGGCUGGUGUCAUGAUCUCGCAACGCAUUGGCCUCGACCAUUUUAGUGGACGCGACUACGGCAUGCUUCUAGUAUUUUAUCUGCUAAUCACUCUGGUGCGCUCCGUCAUGGUGGCCCUGCUGACCCCGCUUCUCGUCAAAACGGGAUUCGGAUUCGGCUUUCGCCGCGGCCUAGUCUUGAUUCACGGUGGCCUACGCGGCGCUGUUAGUCUCGGCCUGGCACUGAUUGUUGAGUUGGAUCACGACGUGCCCGUGGAUAUUGGCAAGACGGUUCUCUUCUACACUGCGGGCAUCGCAAUGCUGACGCUACUGAUCAACGCCACCACUGCCGGUUGGCUCAUGCGCAAACUCGGCCUCAUGACUGUUGACGUCUCUGAAGUUGAGAGCAUGCGUCGAUGCUGUCAUGAAAUCUCCCAAACGGGAGCCCAGGCCCUGCACACCCUUGCCCGCCACGACAAUGACACCCUGGCUGUCUGCGAUUGGUCUCGUCUCGAGGAGCUACUGCAGCUUCACAGCGCUGAAACCCUUGCUUCACGACUCGCCCGCGCCGACCAACGCUCCUUGGCCAGUUGCGACUGGCUGCGCCUCGAAGAUUCCAUGCCCAAUACCAGCCCCGAGGAUUUGCCUACCCAACUCUCCCGAGAAGUUCCCACACCCCGGAACCAAGCUUACCUCGCGUCCAGUGAUCUGGAGGAUAACAGCCUAGCCCCUGCUAUGCAUGCAGCGGAGCCCGCUCCACAUGCCAAGGGCAGCUGGCUGUCGUACUUUCGCAUUCGACCUGAGCUUCCCGAUGACCCCCACCUCCAACAGUUGCGCCUGCGCUUUUUACAGGGCGUGUCCCAGGCCUACGAGCAUCAGCUGCGCGAUGGUACUCUAAGCCCAGAAGCGUACACCACACUGGAAGCUGCUUGCGAGCUGGCCAAGGAUCGCUCACACAAAUCACUGCGGCUUUGGGCCGACUCGCUGCAGUCUGCUUGCAGCCCAACUCAGCGACUUAACGCCAUUAUCCAAUGGCUGCCCGAUGGCUGCCUCCGCUUCCCCUUUGAGUGGCUCCAAAAGGUUCUCAUGCGCCGUGCCAUUCGAGUGGCUCGCGCUUUUGUCGAAGCUAAUCUAGAUAUCAUGGCCCAGUUCCGGUGUGAGCCAGCCUAUUAUGCUCGCCUCGAAUCCGAAGUCCACGCUAAUCUCACACCAGCACGUGAAUUCCUGGCCAGUGCACAACUCCUUUACCCUUGGCAUGUCAGCCACGUUGUCUCCGUGGCUAGUGCCAUGGUCUUGAUCAAGACCAUGCAGCACGAUCUCGACUCCCUUGGAGCCGCUGGCAACCUGCAGCCCUCUGAAUACGAGGCGGUCCGUGACGAGCUCAUGGCCAUCAAGGGCCGUGUUUUACGCUCUGGCAACCGCUUCCAGCCGCCCAGCCUGGAACAGGUUCUUUUGCACAGCCCGCUUGCUCUUAGUCUUGACACAGACGGGCAACGCACCCUGCUGGCAGCGGUUGAGCGACACUACCUCUCUGAGGGUCAACUGUGCGACGCACAAGGCGACAUAGUCUUCAUUCUUUCUGGUCGUGCUACCUGCAGCCAUCCCGGCAAGGGUAACACCGACUUGCUGGCUGGCAGUUUGUGGGGCGCUUCCAACCUUGUCCAGCUUGCUGAAGGAUUAUCCGCUCCACAGGUCCCGCCCCUGCGAGCCCAAACGGCCUGUCAUGUCGCCACCAUCCCACGCCAGGUCCUGAUGCAGCUGGCGGCUGAGCGUGAGGCAUGUGUGGGUCCCGAUGGCUCGCUCGCUGCCAACUGGUCACUCGCCACCUUGACGGCUUGGCACCGCGACUUGGCCGUACUGGCCAUCGCGGAACUCUACCACCUUGAUGUAUCACACGCCGGACCCUCCUCGCAAGCAGCGUUGACUGAGUCCUUCACCGAUGGCUGCUUUGCGGAGCUCGAACAAGCUCAGCGCACCGUCAGAAAGCUUGCCAUCCAUUGUACCCCACGAGGAAGUGGCACCGCAAUGCAUCCUUACGCUUUACCGGCCCGCCAAUCGGAUGCGCCAGCGGAAGGAGAAGUUGGGCGCCUCUGGUUUGGCUUGGCUCUACCCACUAACGAAACUGAGGCUUAG
Molecule: messenger RNA, 2970 nt
Organism: Monosiga brevicollis MX1
Lineage: Eukaryota; Choanoflagellata; Craspedida; Salpingoecidae
Exons: 5
Coding region: 1-2970 (989 amino acids)
Biological process (GO): proton transmembrane transport
Cellular component (GO): membrane
Molecular function (GO): sodium:proton antiporter activity
Source: RefSeq, a predicted model, not a curated record